Acinonyx jubatus (cheetah) is the source of this 2322-nucleotide messenger RNA. It is a transcript of the gene ALCAM, whose product is annotated as activated leukocyte cell adhesion molecule. Lineage: Eukaryota; Metazoa; Chordata; Mammalia; Carnivora; Felidae. The record is from RefSeq and is a predicted model, not a curated record. Gene Ontology annotation, biological process: cell adhesion. The transcript is spliced from 15 exons. The coding region runs from base 542 to 2293 and encodes 583 amino acids. Gene Ontology annotation, cellular component: plasma membrane.
ACACACGCCUUCCAGUCCCUCCACUCAGAGCAGCCCUGAGACCGCUGCCGUCGCCGCUGCUUUCGCUGCUACGGCUCUGACACCUGAGGAGACCGCCUGGACUCGCCGCCCCUGUGGCCACCCCCGGCGAUUCCUGCCUAGCACCGGGCUUUUUAUGCACACUGCCACUACCAUUAUUAUUAUUAUUCCAAGAGAGGGAGAACAACAGACCAGCCUGAAAGAACCACGUACACCUUUCUGAAAUAGUGAAGUGUCUCCUGGGAAGAGAGGGUCGUCGGUCCCGGGAGAAGGAGCCACUGGGGCCAAGGGCAGGUGUUGAAGGGGAGGAAGGAAGAGUUGGGGCACUGCGUGGUGGAAAGUUGCUUGCGGCGGAGAGCCGAAGGUCCAGCGCCACAGCCCAGGGGGGGCGGUGUGCCUGGGAGAAGCCGCUGCCCCCUGCGUUGGGACCUGCGAGCUCGCGGGCAGCGCGGGGCCGGGACGACGCCCCCUCCUGCGGCGCGGACGCUGUCGGUGGCCCCCAAAGAGGACGAGGAGGAGGAAUAUGGCAUCGAAGGCGGGCCCCUCCUGCCGUCUAGUCUUCUGCCUCUUGAUCUCCGCCGCUGUCCUCCGGCCAGGCCUUGGAUGGUAUACUGUAAAUUCAGCAUAUGGAGAUACCAUUAUUAUGCCUUGCCGACUUGAUGUACCUCACAAUCUCAUGUUUGGAAAAUGGAAAUAUGAAAAGCCCGAUGGCUCCCCAGUAUUUAUUGCCUUCAGGUCCUCUACAAAGAAAAGUGUGCAAUAUGAUGAUGUGCCAGAAUACAAAGACAGAUUGAGCCUCUCAGAAAACUACACUUUGUCUAUCAGUAACGCAAGGAUCAGUGAUGAGAAGAGAUUUGUGUGCAUGCUAGUAACUGAGGACAACGUGUUUGAGGCACCUACAACAGUCAAGGUGUUCAAGCAACCAUCUAAACCUGAAAUUGUAAGCAAAGCACCUUUUCUUGAAACAGAGCAGCUAAAACAGUUGGGAGACUGCAUUUCAAAAGACAGUUAUCCAGAUGGCAACAUCACGUGGUACAGGAAUGGAAAAGUGCUACAACCUCUUGAAGGAGUGGUGGUCAUAAUUUUUAAAAAGCAAAUGGACCCGGUAACUCAGCUCUAUACCAUGACUUCAUCCCUGGAAUACAAGGCAACCAAGGCUGACAUACAAAUGCCAUUCACCUGCUCUGUGACAUAUUUUGGACCAUCUGGCCAGAAAACAGUUCAUUCUGAACAAGCAAUCUUUGAUAUUUAUUAUCCUACUGAACAAGUGACAAUACAAGUGCUGCCAUCAAAAAAUGCCAUCAAAGAAGGGGAUAACAUCACUCUCAAGUGCUUGGGAAAUGGUAACCCUCCUCCUGAGGAAUUUUUGUUUUACUUACCAGGACAGCCUGAAGGAAUAAGAAGCUCAAAUACUUACACGUUGACAGAUGUGAGGCGCAAUGCAACAGGAGACUACAAAUGCUCCCUGAUAGACAAAAGAAGCAUGAUUGCUUCAACAGCCAUCACAGUUCACUAUUUGGAUUUGUCCUUAAACCCAAGUGGGGAAGUGACCAAGCAGAUUGGUGAUGCCUUGCCUGUGUCAUGCACGAUAUCUGCUAGUAGGAAUGCAACUGUGGUAUGGAUGAAAGAUAACAUCAGGCUUCGAUCUAGCCCAUCAUUUUCUAGUCUCCAUUAUCAGGACGCUGGAAACUAUGUCUGUGAAACUGCUCUGCAGGAGGUGGAAGGCCUGAAGAAAAGAGAGUCGUUGACACUGAUCGUAGAAGGAAAACCUCAAAUCAAAAUGACAAAGAAAACUGAUCCCAGUGGACUGUCUAAAACAAUAAUCUGCCAUGUGGAAGGUUUUCCGAAGCCAGCUAUACAGUGGACAAUUACUGGCAGUGGAAGCGUCAUAAACCAAGCAAAGGAAUCUCCUUAUAUAAAUGGCAGGUAUUAUAGUAAAAUUAUCAUUUCCCCUGAAGAGAAUGUUACAUUAACUUGCACAGCAGAAAACCAGCUGGAGAGAACAGUAAACUCCUUGAAUGUCUCUGCUAUAAGUAUUCCAGAGCACGAUGAGGCAGACGAGAUAAGUGAUGAAAACAGAGAAAAGGUGAAUGACCAGGCAAAACUAAUUGUGGGAAUCGUAGUUGGUCUCCUCCUCGCUGCCCUGGUUGCUGGCGUUGUCUACUGGCUGUAUAUGAAGAAAUCAAAGACUGCCUCAAAACAUGUAAACAAGGACCUUGGUAAUCUGGAGGAAAACAAAAAGUUAGAAGAAAACAAUCACAAAACAGAAGCCUAAGAAAGAAACUGUUCUAAAGUGUUGUCCAG